Molecule: messenger RNA, 2887 nt
Organism: Symsagittifera roscoffensis
Lineage: Eukaryota; Metazoa; Xenacoelomorpha; Acoela; Convolutidae
Product: COP9 signalosome complex subunit 2-like
Exons: 10
Coding region: 60-2363 (767 amino acids)
Biological process (GO): regulation of DNA-templated transcription; protein deneddylation
Cellular component (GO): COP9 signalosome
Molecular function (GO): DNA-binding transcription factor activity
Source: RefSeq, a predicted model, not a curated record
UGUUGUGAUAAACUUAUUAAAUAGAUGGUAUGUAGAAACCGGUUUGUUGGUCAUAAGUGAUGGAUCGAGCAUCAUUUGAAGGAAAGAGUUUUGGAGAUAAGUUGGCAUCUCAUCAGCAAAAGUUGCCAAAGAUACCAAUUCCUGGAACGCAGCCGGCUAAAGACAUACCGGAAACACCAUCUCCGAACACAUACCUCCUGAAUGUGCAAAGACAGAAAUCGACGUUUAUGACACCCCUUGCUACAACCCAAACAUCCGUUGAAAAUGACAACCUGGGACAAGUCUCCAAGGCUUCAUCUAUUUCGAUUAAACCUCCACCAAAGAAACAGAAAAUUGAUAUGUCAUCGUUUGAAUCUGCUCCGCGACUCGAGCGAACCAACUCGGGAUCUGUUCUGGCAAAUUUGCAAGGCCCGACUCUACUGAAACUUGAAACCCCGAACACAUCUGUAAUUAGUGGCGACAACAACUUACUGGGACUGACAACACAUCAAGGAGUUAUCCCAAUAGUGUCUCAGAACGCAGUUUCCAUAGCAUCAGUCAAUGAUCUCGCCUUGUCCCAGAACAAUCAGCAACAGCUGGCGUUUGUCCAGAGUCAAGACGGAGGAGGUAGACUCCAGCGGCAACAAAAGUUCUCGAAUCCUUUUGAUAUGGCCUUCAAAUUCGAGAACUCAAAGUCUGUUGAGAGUCAGAACCCGCAAGAGACGAGAGUAGUGCCUUCAGUCUCCUCUGGACACGAUAAGAGCCAGAAUCAACAGGACUACAAGACAGCGCCUCUGACACCCCUAAAGACCUCAGAGAUCCCAGACAUUGUGCAAGAUCUGCAUGAUACAAUCAUGCAGCAGAAUCAGGCCGCCCAGUUUGUGCAGGGAAUCAACAUAAACGGAGUCACAUAUCUAGUCCAAACUCAGAAGGAACAUACACAAACUCAGGCACCCCUUCUGGCGUCACCUGGAAUUACGUCACUUAUAUCUGGCCCUCAAAACAGUUUCGUUCAGCUGGCCGCACCUUCAAAUACGCAGAAGAUACCUCGUCUGGUCUCAUUCGGAGCCAUCAACGGAUCUGAUGGGGGUUCCAGACCUCUCUUACUCUUAAACGGGGCUCCAGGAUCAGCUGCUGCAUCGUUCCAGGAUGUAGAGUUACUUGCCCAGCCACAAAUUAGCGUGAAACCAGUUAUUGGAAAUAUGGGCCAGAAUAUCAACCAGACUUUGUUGAAUUGGAGACCGGCUCCGUCUGUGACUGUGAGUUCGAGUCUCGCAGAUGUCGCAAAUGCGUUGAAAAAUGAGCCGGCGUUGGUGAGCGUGGGAGGCAAUAAUGUGACGACACAGUCUAUAGUGGACAAUGUGACGACAGCUAAGGCUAAAAUGCGAGAGCAGCUGGAGCGCAAGCUCCAUUCGUCGAACGGAACUCAUCAGUUGCAACAGAUGCAAGUGAAAACCACCUCUUCUGCGUUUUUGAAAGAAAACACCAACACCCAAUUGGGAAGCCAAGUGCCUCUGCAACUGAACAACCCACCGCCCACCCUGCCUAGUGGAAGCAAUUCAGUAGCCGAUUCGACAACAAGACUAGAGGAGACAGAGCCGAAGUACAGUCUGACCCGUGAAAAGAACCGAGAAGCUGCGCAGAGGUGUCGUGAGAAGCGAAAGAAAUGGAUCGCUAACAUACAGGACGAGAAUAAACGUCUCAAUACUGAGAACUCCCGUUUAAAAGAACAAGUAGCAGUGCUGCAACAUGAGCUGAUGGACCUGAAGACCCGACUGCUAAAUGAGCACUCAUCGCUCCUAAGUGGAUCCGCCUCGAAACUCUCCCUGCCUGCUGUCAGUUUGAGAAGCGAGUUCGCGGAAAGUGAGUUGAGCCAGAGUUCGAGCGGGAAUGUUAUCCAAGCGCCUCCAAAGCCAACGCUGCCUUUCAGUGACCUUAUACUAGACGGCAAAGAAUACAGACAAGCCGGAGCAGAAGAAUUGCAAUCUAUGGGAGUCGAUAUGAACUUCAUAAGUUCGAAUUAUAUCAAGGUAUCAGAGGCCAACAUGAGUGCCAGUGGCGAUCAUCUUUCACAGGUAUCCAACGACAGCCGCGUUUCUGGGAAGACCCUGGAAAAGUCGGAUUCAGGAGUUGACUCAGACGUAGAGUCCAAAUCUGGAGCCCCUAGCAUGUCGUUGACUACAAGCAUAGCGCAACUGCCCAACCCUUUGGGUAAUUACGUGAUGUUUUAUAGGCAACCGAGUAAUGCGAAUGGGCGACCGGCCUCAACUCCAUUGAUCACCUUUGAUGAUUCCUCUUUCAGCAUCUCUGCUGGUCAGCUGGUGUCCAGUAGCGGAAUUACGAUGCCAACCGUGGCGUCAAAUUCGAAUCUUUCGGACAAAUGACAGAUAUAAUGAAUAUAUUUUUGAACACUAGCAGCUAAAAUAAUAUCUUGUGAGAAAGAAGAAGUUGCAGUGGAAGUAGGCCGUCUCAUUUUAUUAUCGAAUGUUCGCUCAACUCUAUGCUCGCUCAAAGUCUAUCCCAGUAAUCCUAUUUAGAAUCUCAUUGCAACGCAAACAUGAAACCUUCUCACUCAUACUGAAAACUUGAGCUAGAAUUUGAAAUUUGUGAUAGUGGAUGUUUGGUGAUUACGCAAUUUUGCCUUCUGAAAUAAAAUUUAUUUUCCAUUUUCCAAAUUUAUUUUUAUUGGUCAGUAACACUAGUCCUGAAUUCUAUUAAAUAGAGUUCAUGUUUGAUUUGAACGCUGCCUCCGAGCAACUUCAGGUGUAUUGUUUUGAUAUCCUGAAAAUCCUUUUGUAAAGCGAGUGAUAUGGUAUUCUUUUUAAUUUAGUUGUUAUCUUUAUACAAAUCUGAAUUUUAAUAAUGUGUACAUUAUAUUAUGCAAUCAGAAUUCACUUAUUUAUAUGAA